This is a messenger RNA of Solanum dulcamara, 1495 nucleotides long. RefSeq lists its product as uncharacterized. NCBI's taxonomy places the organism in Eukaryota, Viridiplantae, Streptophyta, Magnoliopsida, Solanales, Solanaceae. Gene Ontology annotation, molecular function: zinc ion binding; nucleic acid binding. Bases 296 to 1495 code for a protein of 399 amino acids. The record is from RefSeq and is a predicted model, not a curated record. The transcript is spliced from 4 exons.
UUCUCAUUUCCUUAAGUUACUAUCCUUUCCCCUUAUCUUCUCCACCAACCCUCCAAUUUCGUUUUUCUUCAACAAUUACAGAAACCAAAACCUCCAUUCUCUCACAUAUUCAUCCACCAAAUCGAUCAUCAAGAUUUUCCUUGGUGGAUCCCCAAACAAACUUCACACGAUUGAGGUUGUUUAUAUCGUGUGCAAGUUGAAGAACUUGAGACAUUUGAGGGCCUACGGUUUGAACUUUUGAAGUCGUGUGGGACUGUUGAAUUGUUGUAUGCUAAAAGGGCUGAGGAGUUAAGUUAUGGCCUCUUCUUCUCGUAGACCUAUGGAAGCUGCUCGUGAAGAUACAGGUGACUCUCAUUCCCAACCUCAUACACAAGAAGGAAUUGGCGAACAGUCCUCGGGUCAGUCUAUUCCUCAUACUAGUGGGUCUGGUGUGGGAAAUCAACAAGGAGUAAGAGUUGGUCCACAUCCUCACAUGAGCCCUGGUACUCACGUUAUGAACCCUCCUUUUCAACAAAUGGCUGAAUUCUUUCACCGUAUGGCUGAAACGAUCCAUGACCCCCGUGGGUUAAACUUUGAAAAAAUGAGGAAAAUGGGUGGAGUUGAAUUUGAAGGUACUAUUGAUCCCACAGAUGCUGAACAAUGGCUUGAGCGCAUGGAGAGAGUGUUUGAACAGUUGGAGUGUUCUGAUGUUGCCAAAUUCAAGUAUGCCAUCUCGUUAUUGCAGAAGGAUGCUUAUGACUGGUGGGUAGGUGUGCCAAAUGCAAAAGCAAAACCUCCAGUUCUUACUUGGGAUGAUUUUGUUAAAGAGUUUCGUAUGAAAUAUGUCCCGCCUGCUUAUUGUGAUGCUAAGAAAAAAGAGUUUUUGAAUCUAAGGCAACGAGGCAUGUCUAUUGCUGAGUAUCAACAAAAGUUUCUUAGACUCUCUCGUUAUGCUGGAGGCAUUAUUACCGAUGAAAAAGAUAAAUGCAGGAGAUUUGAAGAUGGCCUAAACGAUUCCAUUAGAAAGAAUGUGGCAAUCCUGCAACAUGAGAACUUUUGUAAAUUAGUUUCUGCUGCUUUCACUUGGGAAAGACUUGAUAGGGAAGAAGCUAGUAGACAUGAAAAUAGAUUCCGGAAGCCUAGGUCAGAUUUUGGAGGUCCAUCCAAGAAGGGAAGGUUUGAUGAUUCUAAGGCUGGUAGUGUCAACAAGUCAAAUCAACAGAAACAAAGCAGACUAGAUUUUUCUACAGCUAGUACCCCGAGUUAUAGCCAAGGCAAGACUCGCGUUCCCACUUGUGCAGAAUGUGGAAAGAAUCAUUAUGGUGCUUGUAGGAGAGCUUCUGGUGCUUGUUUUAAUUGUGGAAGCUUUGAUCAUAAAGUGAAGGACUGUCCAAAUCCUAAAAAUGUUCCUCCCGUGUACACUGAGGGCUUAGUACAGAAGUCUUCUAAUAAUCCUCCACAAACCAAUAGAGGUGCAAGGCCUAAAACCAACCAAGCAGCAGGGGCAAAGAGAUGA